Messenger RNA from Xyrauchen texanus (razorback sucker), 5144 nucleotides. Its product is annotated as RNA-binding protein 27-like. Gene Ontology annotation, cellular component: nucleus. Bases 107 to 3127 code for a protein of 1006 amino acids. Lineage: Eukaryota; Metazoa; Chordata; Actinopteri; Cypriniformes; Catostomidae. The transcript is spliced from 21 exons. Gene Ontology annotation, molecular function: metal ion binding; RNA binding. The record is from RefSeq and is a predicted model, not a curated record. Gene Ontology annotation, biological process: mRNA processing.
ACCCGUCCGACGUGCCAGUGACUACAACAGGCCCAGUAAACGAUGCGAGUAGAAGUCUUGCAUAAACACCCAGCCGUUUAUCAGUAUUAAUCACUUUCGCGUCAGGAUGAUUAUAGAAAAUGUUGACGCUUUGAAAUCCUGGCUGGCUAAACUUCUUGAGCCCAUAUGUGAUGCUGACCCAUCUGCACUGGCAAACUAUGUUGUGGCUUUAGUAAAGAAGGACAAACCAGAGAAAGAACUGAGAGCAUUGUGCGCAGAUCAGUUGGAUGUUUUCCUCCAGAAAGAGACUACGGGGUUUGUGGAUAAACUCUUUGAAUGUCUGACCACCAAACAUUUUUUGGGAAAUACACCUGAUAAAGAGGAGACCAAAACCCCUUUAUUGCAGAAGAUCGAGGAGAAGGAAGAGGCUAGUCUUGUUGAAGAUGAUCGAGAUAACAGAAGAAGAAGAAGCCCAUUAAGGAAUCGUUCAGACUUCAAUGAAUCAAGGGCUAGAGAUGACCGCAGGAGAGACGAUCGUAAGUGGCGGGAAUUGGACCGUCAUGCGAAGAGUGGAGAAUUGUAUCGGGAGCGACAUGAGCGGCGGUGCGGGAGUUUACGGGGGAGGAGCUACAGUCGCAGCAGGAGUCGCAGCGGCAGCCGUGGAAAGAGUCGAGAGAGAGAGCACAAUCUGAGGAGAGAGCACAGAACCAAAUUCGAGCAGGAGCGGAAGGACGGGGAGCCUUACAACCCUUCCUCUGCCCACAUUGGUAACCAACACCACCAGCCGUCUCAUCCACCCCCGCUGCUCCCUCUGCCCUUACCCCAGCACCAGUUCCCUUCCUCUGGGAGCCCCGCUGUCCCCAAUGCCGUAACCGUGGUAGCACCGGCUCACCUGCCCGACAGCACCUCAGAGAGCUGGUCAACAUACUUCAGCAACCGCACAGACGGCAAGACAUUCAACAAGAAGAGUGUACCCAAACAUCGCUGCAGAGACUACGACGAGAAAGGAUUUUGUAUUCGAGGUGACCUGUGUCCCUUCGACCAUGGUAAUGACCCUCUGAUCGUGGAUGACGUCACCCUUCCUACUAUGAUUCCAUUUCCACCCCCACCCAGCUUGCCACGGAUGCCAAUGCCGCCCAUGCCGCCCAUGACUGAACCUCCUCCGCGCAUGCGCAUGCCCCCGCCCCCUCACGGGCAGCCUCCGCCUCCGGGCAUCUACCCCAUGCCAGGACCUCCUCUAAUCCCAGCCACUGGGAUAAACACUCCUCACUCCAGAAACAGCACCUCCUCUCCUUUGGCCCUGCCUGGUGCGGGACCCCCCCCUCCUCCUCCUCCACCACAUCCUUCCUCUUCUGCCACUCUUCACCCUCAGUACACUCUCUCUGAAUACAGCUAUGACCCUGAGGCAUAUAACCCAGAAUCUCCAGGGCUAACCGGGCCAGGCAGAGCUCAGUACCGCCAUUUUAUCCCACGCAUCCAGACGCAGAGAUCCAACCUCAUCGGCCUCACCUCUGGUGAUGGACAGACCUCCCGAGCAGCUAAUAUCGUGAUCCAGACAGAGCCGGCCAUCACGAGUGUGCUGAGCAGUGAGGCGAGAUACAACGCUGAGCAGGAGAACAGAAAGAGAAGUCUGCCGAUUACAGAUGCCGGACCACAGGCCAAAAAACCCUGGAUGGACAAGCAAAACUUCAAUAACCAGCAUAAACCCAUCUUCCCGAAGAAGAACUAUUAUGUAAACACCAAACUAGAGGUCCGAAAAAUCCCCAGGGAGCUCAACAACAUCACCAAACUCAACGAGCACUUCAGCAAGUUUGGAACAAUUGUAAACAUUCAGGUGGUGUUUGGGGGUGACCCAGAGGCAGCAUUGAUCCAGUAUACAGCCAAUGAGGAGGCACGGAGGGCAAUCUCCAGUACUGAAGCCGUUCUGAACAACCGCUUCAUCAGAGUGUACUGGCACAGAGAGGCCACAACUAACACACGGGAGCAGGGACCCAGUCAGACCACAAACCCUGGCCAACAACACCCUACUACACACAAGGUUAUUAAUAAGCAGCAGCACAAUGCAGGAUCUUACGUGCUAAACAAUACCUUUACCAAACACCAGACUACUACAGGAAAUUUGGCCAGUGCUGAACCUGCCAGCCCCAGCCAAGAGCCCUCCGUGGGCUUGAUGCCACCUUCAAAUCUUCAGAAGGGUCCUUUCUCACGCACGGUGUUGAAAACCACAUCAAAGUCAUUGGGUAAAACUGCCAAAGUGCUGGAAGCCCAGGAGGUGCUGAAAAAGAAGCAUGAUGCAUUGAAACUGCAGCAGGACAUGAGGAAAAAGAAACAAGAAAUGCUGGAAAAACAGAUCGAAUGCCAGAAGGCACUGAUAAACCGACUGGAGAAGAACAGAGGGAUGAAACCAGAAGAGAGAGCAAACAUCAUGAAGACUUUGAAAGAAUUGACAGAAAGGAUCUCUCAACUGAAGAAUGAGAUGAGCCCCGCUUCACCAGCUCCUGUCAACACAACACAAACAAAAUGCAAAACAGAUGUAAGCAGGGCACAGAAAGAGUUGCUGGAUGCAGAGUUGGACUUUCACAAGAAGCUCACGUCAGGAGAGGAUCCCACAGACCUGAAAAGGAGGCUGGGUCAGCUGCAGAUGGAGGCAACACGGCUGGGACUCAUAUCAGCUGGGCGUGGCAAGCCGCCUACAGCCCCAACCCGAGGCAGAGGGCGUGGCCGAGGGCGUAGUCUCAGAGGGCGUGGAGGAGCCAAUCACAUGGUGGUGGACCACCGGACACGAUCCCUCACCAUUAUUGGCUUUACACAAGAAGAGAAGGAAGAGCUCAUGCCACAUUUCAUGAAAUUUGGCGAGAUUGACGAGCUUCGUGACCACGAUGCAACCAGUGUCGUGAUGACCUUCAAAACCCGCAGUGAAGCUGAGAAUGCUGCAAACCAAGGAGCGAAGUUCAAAGGUCGAACUCUACAGAUCUCAUGGUACAAUCCUAAAACUCCAUCCGUAUCCACUGAACGAGUAGAGGAGUCAAAAGAUGAGGUCAACGCUGCAGGAUUACAUGAGCCAGUCAGCCCCUUCCUGCUUCCAGAGGAAGAGGAAGAAGAUGAUGACGAAGAGGAUGAAUAUGAGAGUCGCUCGUGGAGGCGAUGAGGAAGGGGAAAUAACGUUCUGUUCUUUUAAGAAGGGACUAUCAUUUUUAGUUUUUGAAAAGCCUCAUUUUAGUACGUUUCAUUGAAUAAGACGAAUAGGCCUUUGUUUUUCGAGACUGUUUUCAGUAUUUCAAAGGCUUACGGUCUGAGCAACAGCAUUGUCCUUUUAAGGAAAAUAUGAGAAUGUGAGACAUAUGUGGACACUUGCAGUGUUUCUGUCACUCUGAAAUCUCUGCAUGUGUGUAUGUAUAUGUGUGUGUAUGUAUAUGUGUGUAUAUAUAGCAUACAUACAUACAUACAUACAUAUAUGCACCAAACUCUCACUUUUGCUGAGAUCGAAAUCAAAAUGUUUCAACUAGGAAACAUUUUGUUUCACUGUGCAUGACCAGAUAUCAGUAACUCACAACAUUUGUGACUACUGUGAAUUAUUUUUUUUUUUAAAUACCUUACGUUUUUUCCUCACCCAGUGUGUUAGAUGUCCAACAUAUGGUUUAAUGUGAAAAUCCAUCUGCACUUUGUGCCACUUUGGCUCUCAAUGGACACGCAUGUUUGACAUCGUUUCCAUUUAAAGGCAUCUCUUUCCCUCAUUAAGAAAUGAUAUGCCCUCUUGAUGUCAAACACUUUUUGUAUCUGCCCUCUAAAGUUUAGCCAAUCCCCGAGUGGAUUAUUAUUUUUCUUCUGACCAAGAUUAAUGUGCCACUGUCUGUAAAUAUGAACUCUAGAGAAUAUAAAUGUGGCACGCUUCACUUUGGUCAGUGUGUCGGACUGCUCAUAUUUAUUUCUCACAUUUAGAGGAUGUUCCAAAACCAAAAAGAUUUGGAUGAGGGAUGAGAAAAUGAUCUUAUAGUUAAUUUAGGUGAAAUAAGAACGGAGGUGUUUUGAAUGUAUUCCAAAUUGAUUUACACUCAUUUACGCCUUACAUUGUCGGUGUACAGCUGACCUUUUAAGAGAUUCGUGACUUUUUUUUUUUGUGUGUGUGUGUAAAUUUUGUAAAUGGUUGCAGUAGAAACGACUGUUCAAUUUAUUAUUUUAGCCAUUAGAAUGAUUGAAUCCAUUGUUACAUGAGGCUUAUCUGAGUGACUAUGACUAAAACCCAACGUCAUGUUUUUUGUUUUCUUGCAAGGUAACAUAAUUACACCAUGUCCUGAAGAAUUAUACUUCUGUUUAUAUUUUGAUUCCUUACUGUAAUGUUUUAUUGCAUCAUCUAUUUGUGGCCACUCCAAACACCUGAUCCUGCAGAAAUGGAUCGAAAAUGUAUCCGUUUCUAUAACAUAUAUUACCUAUGGCAUGCUGGCGCCUGAAUGACUGUCACUCGAGGAAAGAAGAAAAAAUAUAUAUAUUAUGUAUGUUAGCAUAUAUGUUCUUUAAUUCUCAUAUUUGUAUACUUUGCUAAAAAUGAUUAAAAUAUAAGUUUAUAGUUCCUUUAAUGAAGGACCAGUGUAACAUUUAGAAACCUUCCCAUAUGUAAUGUCGAUUUGACAUUUAAUAGCAUGUUACUAUGCUGUUUGAUUCCAAACAUUCAGUGAUAUACACCCCACUCUUCCCAAAGGAUUGUACAUAAUGGGUUCUUCAGACUCUUCCAAGAUAAUUCAAUUACUGUUUCUCAACUCAUUAGAUCUGGCAGGUCUUAAUGUUGGUUAUGUACAUGAAAGAGUCUCGUAGAAAGACUCAGAACUGUGUGUGUGUGUGUGUGUGUGUAUUUGAAGAAUGGAUUUCAUUCAUUUGUACAAUCCUUUUACAACGCAUUAGUAUAAUGUCAUACGUUUAGCAUAAAUAGAUUUUGACUUUGUUACUGUUUAUAAAUUAAAAAAAUUUAUGGAUGUAUUUUUUUUAGUUCUCUGUAAAAUGGAUUUCUAACAGUCGCAUGUUUGCUAAUCAAUAAAGAUAAAGGAAUGGGGAUGAGCAAGAGGAAUAAUGAGAAAAAAAGAUUAAAGCUCAAUUGGCCUGAAGUAAAGAAAAACUUCAGAAAAGAAAAUCUCAGCUGAGAGAAAUUUCCAUGAUCCAUUCCAAGAAUUAUU